Molecule: messenger RNA, 3336 nt
Organism: Cuscuta europaea
Lineage: Eukaryota; Viridiplantae; Streptophyta; Magnoliopsida; Solanales; Convolvulaceae
Source: the annotation of a GenBank genome assembly
CGUCAAGAAGCUAUGGAAUACUGUUUUACGUGCUUUGGAAACACCUGCAAAAAAAUACCUUGUUUGAUCAUUCUCUCUCGCAAUUUAAAGCUACGCACAAAUUAAAUAUGGACCAUACCUUUCCUCCUGCACCUUUCAGCCAACCUGCGCAUGUCAGUCCAACAGGAGAGUCAAUGCACCGGCCAAAUAUCCCUACCCUCAGUUUCCUAUUAUUUUGACUCACGAGCAUGGUGAUGCAGUUCUUGGUUUGGAUGAUAUACGUGCUGUUCAACCAUUUAGUCCAAGAAAUGACAUUCAUCCUACACCAGUUUAUCUCAAUCAACACGCGAUGGAUAGAUAUCUCAAGAGAUAGUGGUCAACAAUUGGAUCUACUUAUUUUGGAUAAUCUUUACAAGAAGGGUUACCACAAUGUUCACAUGUGCUUUCCUCAGACCCUGGAGGCUAUUAAAAGACUCUGUCCUAAGAGGGCUUUGUUAAUUGGGAUGACAGGCGAUUUUGAUCACCACGAGGACAACGUGUUCCUAAUGGAAUGGUCUAAAAGGGAAGGAAUACCAGUUCAGUUGGCAUAUGAUGGGUUGAGGCUUCCAAUAGAACUAUAGAAGGAGUAUAAGAAAGCCCAUUCUCUUUUACUUCUUUCUCCUCUUGAUAAGGCUAUCAAGCAUGAGGUGGUAGCUGCCAAGCAUCCUCUUGAUAAGGCUAUCAAGCAUGAGGUGGUAGCUGCCAAGAAAAAUGCUAUCUAUUUUAAAAGAGCUGAAGAGGAUUUCUUUAGACAAAAGGCUAAAUCUAAUCACUUAUUCUUAAGUGACCGGGGUACCAAAUACUUUCAUUCCAUUGUUAAAAAGAAUGUGGCUAAAAACGCCAUUACAUCUAUUAAAUUAGAUAAUGGGGAGCCCACCACUUCUUUAAACCAGGUUGCUUCUGAGUUUGUUAGAUUCUAUACCAAUCUCUUUGGUACUUCUUAUCCUAAUGUUGACAUUGACCCGAACAUUAUUCUCUCUGGUACUUGUCUUGAUCUUUCAGAAACUUCUGAGCUUAUUGCCCCUAUUUCUGACACUGAAAUUAAGGAUGCCAUAUUUGAUAUUGGUGAUAAUAAAUCUCCUGGUCCUGAUGGCUAUACUUCUGCUUUCUUUAAGCAUAACUGGAAUAUUGUUGGUCAUGAUGUCAGGUUAGCUCUGAGGGGUUUCUUUAACUCUGGUAAACUCCUUAAACAGCUUAAUCAUACUGUGAUUGCUCUCAUUGCUAAGACCUCUCAUGAUCCUACGACGGCUGAUUUCAGACCCAUUGCAUGUACUAAUGUCAUUUACAAGACCAUUAUUAAGAUCAUUGUUGCCCGUAUGAUCCCUUGCCUUCCUAAGCUUAUUGAUCCCUCCCAAGGGGCUUUUGUUGAUGGGAGACUUAUGCUUGAUAAUGUCUUUUUAGCCCAAGAGCUCCUUAAGGGCUAUUCUAGGAAGCAUAUGUCUCCUAGAUCUUUGAUCAAGGUGGAUCUUAGAAAAGCGUAUGAUACCAUUUUCUGGAGUUUCUUGGAAAAGAUUCUUAUGGCUAUUGGUUUCCCGGAAAGAUUUGUGAAGUGGAUUAUGGAAUGUGUGUCUACUUCUUCCUUCUCUAUUUCCAUUAAUGGGAUCCUCCAUGGGAAUUUCAAAGGAAAGAGGGGGUUGCGUCAAGGGGACCCCAUGUCCCCUCUCCUUUUUGUUAUUUGCCUUGAGUAUUUGUCAAGGCUCCUCCAUAACAGAACUAAUACUACGGCUUUUAAGUUCCACCCUAAGUGUGGCAAACUUAAAAUCACUCAUGUGGCUUAUGCUGACGAUCUUAUGCUCUUUUCUAAAGGGGAUUUCCCCUUUAUUAAAGUUCUUAUUGAUGCCCUGGAUGAGUUUGGUAAUGUUUCUGGGCUUAAACUCAACUUUGAUAAGUCUAGUAUCUUCCUUGGUGAGUUGACUGAUUAUGAGCUUAACUAUAUCCUCCAUAUGAUUGAUUUUAAAGAGGGGUCUUUUCCGGUGAGAUACUUGGGCAUACCUCUCGCCCAUCUUAAGAUUUCUGUUGCCCAAUAUGCUCCCUUGUUGGAUUCCAUUACCAAUUAUAUUACGGCUUGGAACACAAGAACUCUCUCAUAUGCCGGGAGAGUUGAGCUUAUCAAAUCUGUUAUUCAAGGUGUCCAUUCCUUUUGGUUACAAGCUCUCCCUAUUCCUAAGGCGGUACUUGAUAGAAUCACUUAUAUCUGCCGUAUCUUUCUUUGGGGAUGCAAGUGCGCUAGAGUUGCGUGGGCUGAUGUUUGCCUCCCUUUGGAGGAAGGAGGUCUUGGUAUACAUGAUACUCAUAUUUGGAACUCUGCCCUCCUUGCUAAACCCCUUUGGGAUAUCCAUACCAAAAAGGAUAACCUUUGGGUCAGAUGGAUUCAUGGGGUCUAUCUUAAUGGUAGAGGUGUUUGGGAGUUUACACCUCAUAAAAGAGACUCCCAAUUGAUAAAGAAAAUUGUUUUGAUUAGAGAUCAAAUUGUUUCCCAUUUUGAUAACACUCAAGCUGCUAUUGAUUAUCUUGAUACUAUCCAUACUAAUGGCAAACUCUCUUCGGCCAAAGUGUAUAAUCUGCUCAAAAUUAAGGGGGAGACUCAUAUCUGUAUGUCCUUCAUUUGGAAGAAUUAUAUCCCCCCUAAAUUCUCUUUUACGGCUUGGUUAGCCUUCCGGAAUAGAUUGGCCACUUUUGAUAAUUUGCAUAGGCUUGAUGUUGUUAACAUCUGCCCUUUUUGUAAGGGUGGUCCGGAAACGGUACCACGCCUAUUUUUUGCUUGUCCUUUUGCAGGUAAUAUAAUGUUUGGCAUAAAGUAAAGAAUUGGCUGGAGCUCCCUAGGGAAAUGAGGACUUUGCACAGCUCGUUGAAGUGGAUCAAGAAGGAGAGGCAAGGAUCGGGAAUCAAAGCUAAGACGGCUAGGAUUGCUUUUUGCUACUCUAUCUACUGGAUUUGGAGGACCCGUAAUGCUACCUGUUUUGAUGGCCUGACUCCAAGAGAAGAAGAUGUGUUUGCUAGAAUUCAAUAUAUUAUCUACAAGAUUUUGUAUAGCCUCUAUCCUUAUGAGCUUGUAAAGUUAUAAGCUCUUUUUCUUUUUUGACUAUCACCUCGACUUGGGGGUGUAGUCUUGGCUGUUUGUUAGGGAUGUGCCUUGGUCUGUUUGUUUUGCGCUUCUCCUUCUCCUUGUGGGGUUGGUUUUUCGCGUUUGGCAGGUUGUUUUGCUGCUCUUUUUGGGUUAUCCUUGCUUGGAUAACCUACAUUUUUGUUUCCUUUGUGCUUGUGCAUUCUUGAACUUCUUAUUUCUUGGGUGCUUCUUUUAAUAUACUUACAGUUCAC